Messenger RNA from Pogona vitticeps (central bearded dragon), 501 nucleotides. The record is from RefSeq and is a predicted model, not a curated record. NCBI's taxonomy places the organism in Eukaryota, Metazoa, Chordata, Lepidosauria, Squamata, Agamidae.
UCCUCUUACCAACGAAUGGUCUGCUGUUCCUUCCAUGAAGUCGAAAAGGAGUCAGGUGAGUCUUGCAGUAGCCAAUGGCUACCUUUUAGCUGUCGGCGGCUACGAUGGCGUUGUCCACGUGAGCACCGUGGAAGCAUUCGACUGGGAGCUGGACGCAUGGAGACGCUUUGGCAACACGCAAACCCGUCAUCCUGGUGGAGGUGUAACUGCAAUCCAAAUAUCUUCUGAUGAUUUGGACUUUUCUGAAUUGCCCCGGACUAGAUAAAAAGAAAAAAAGAAAAAAAAUCCAGCUUUUUUUGGUUUGGUGGAUCGAUUGAUUUCGCUCGGAAAGCGCAGCAGCAGGAGAACUGGGGAAGAGUUUACUAUGUGAACUGUAAUGCUUUCUUGAAAAUCUCAGACCCCCUGCUCGUCUUGAUUUAGAAACUUUCCAGUGCUCGAAGCCGUUUUGAACCACUGGUUCGACAGUGGUUUUAUUGCCCGGCCUUUGCCAAGUCCUUUAAC